Triticum aestivum (bread wheat) is the source of this 2860-nucleotide messenger RNA. RefSeq names its product G-type lectin S-receptor-like serine/threonine-protein kinase LECRK2. NCBI's taxonomy places the organism in Eukaryota, Viridiplantae, Streptophyta, Magnoliopsida, Poales, Poaceae. The coding region runs from base 239 to 2638 and encodes 799 amino acids. The transcript has a single exon. Gene Ontology annotation, biological process: protein phosphorylation. Gene Ontology annotation, molecular function: protein serine/threonine kinase activity; ATP binding. The record is from RefSeq and is a predicted model, not a curated record.
AAAUAACCUUGGUCUCCACAGUGUGCCAAUCAAAACUGACACGGUGAGCAGAAACUUCCUCAUCAGCUCUCCGAUGUGAUGUGCAAGCGACGUUUAACUGCUCAACACAAAAUUGGCGGCCUGAAAGGUUCAACACCAGUUUUUCUGCCCUGACAAAUGGAUGCAUGCGAGAAUCGUCAAAAAGACGUGAUAAGCACAUAAUAAACCAUUACCAGAAGCAACAGCCUGGCCAACAACAAUGGCGCUGCCACUGCUCUUCCUCUUCUCCCUCUUGCUUCAAGCUCCUUUGCACGCACAGGCACUCCAAAACAUCACACUAGGAUCUACCCUGACCACUCAAGGCCCAAACGCCUCACGGAUUUCACCCUCCGGUGAGUUCGCGUUCGGCUUCCGCCCCAGCGAUGCCGACGCCUCUGUCUACCUUCUCGCCGUCUCGUUCGACAAGAUCACCUCCAAAACCGUUGUCUGGUACGCCAACACCAACACAACACUGCCAGUUGGCUCCCAACUGCAGCUCACGCCUGGUGGCGUGCUUUCGCUCCAGGACCCUGCCGGCACAGAGAUAUGGAACCCCCGGGUGACCAACGCCGACCAUGCCGCCAUGCUCGACACAGGCAAUUUCGUGCUCUAUGCCAAAGAUGGCUCCAUCAAAUGGCAGAGCUUUGAACACCCAACCGACACCAUCCUGCCCUCCCAGGAGCUGCCUAAAGGGUCCGUCCUGCAAAGCCGGCUCAUGGACAACGACUACUCAGCUGGAAGGUUCCAACUCAGCGUAGAGCGUGAUGGCAACUUAAGGUUUUACACCUUGGCUGUUCCCUACACCGUGGCUGUUUCCUCCCUUUUCCGCUAUGAUCCUCCAUAUUGGGAUUCUCACACUGGUGGAAAUGGUUCAAGCCUCGUGUUCAACACAACUGGCAGCAUCUACUACACUACAAAUUCUGGCAGACAAAUCAAUAUUACAUCAGAAACACUUGACUCACCGGCAGACUUCUACCAGCGCGCCACACUUGAUGCAGAUGGGGUGUUCAGGCAAUACGUGUACCCCAAGAAGGCAGCUCAGAUCAGUGGAUUGAACACGGAGUGGAAAGUUAUGGACGUACUCCCACGAAACUUCUGUCGGGCUGCUGCAGUAGAGACUGGAAGUGGUGCCUGUGGGUUCAACAGCUAUUGCAGCUUCAGCUUCAACACAAGCAAGAGUGUGGAAUGUGAGUGCCCACCAAACUACUCAUUCAUCGACAACGAGAGGAAGUACAAAGGUUGCAAGCAAGACUUCCCUCCACAUAGCUGUGGCUUGGAUGAUACUGAAUCUACUCAGAAUUUCAAGCUACUUCCAAUGAACAAUAUCAAUUGGCCUUUUGGCGACUAUGAGCGUUACAGCCCCAUUGGUGAGGAUUCUUGCCAAAGACUUUGCUUAACUGAUUGCUUUUGUGUUGCUGCGGUGUACUACAACAGUUCUUGCUGGAAAAAGAGGAGCCCCUUGUCCAACGGAAUGGAAGGUGACAUACUGGGAUCAGUUUUUAUCAAAGUUCCCAGGACUGAUAUUCCUGGGUCCCAGUCGGCCAGUAACUCCAAUAGAUGGAGAAAAGAGAAGAGGUAUUGGAUAAUAGGAAGUUCACUGCUCCUUGGAGGAUCUGCCCUUGUUAUUCUGUAUUUUGGAUCUUACCGUGUCAUUGGCCGAAAGAAGCCAGCCCAGAUACAAUCAAUGAGUCCCGAGGCAUUGCCUCUUAGAGCAUUCACGUACAAGGAGAUUGAGAAGGCGACAGAUGGAUUUCGUGAAGAGCUGGGUAGCGGUGCAUCUGGUAUCGUAUACAAGGGCCAGCUGGAAGAUGAGUUUGGGACUGGCAUUGCAGUCAAGAAGAUUGACAAGAUGCUCCAAGAGAGUGAAAAGGAGUUCGCCAUUGAGGUUCAAACCAUCGGAAGGACCUUCCACAGAAACUUGGUACGGUUGCUUGGUUUCUGCACACAAGGAAAAGAGAGGCUUCUGGUGUACGAGUUGAUGACCAGUGGCUCGCUUAAUGGAUUCCUUUUUUGUGGUACAAGGCCAACCUGGAACCUUCGCGUUCAAGUCGCACUUGGGUUGGCAAGAGGCCUGCUCUACUUACAUGAGGAAUGCAACACUCAAAUAAUCCAUUGUGACAUAAAGCCCCAAAACAUCCUUCUUGAUGAGAAUCUCGUGGCAAAGAUCUCAGACUUUGGCCUAGCAAAGUUGCUCAGGACAAAUCAGACACAGACGAACACUGGCAUCAGGGGAACUCGAGGGUACGUCGCCCCCGAGUGGUUCAAAAACAUAGGGAUCACAUCCAAGGUGGAUGUUUAUAGUUUUGGGGUGAUCUUGCUAGAGAUUGUGUGUUGCAGACGGAAUGUGGAGCCAGAGACAGCUGAUGAGGAGCAAGCAAUACUGACAUAUUGGGCAAAUGACUGCUACAGAAGUGGGAGGCUUGACUUGUUAGUCAAGGGUGAUGAUGAGGCAAUCUUCAAUAUAAAGAAGGUGGAACGCUUCGUGGCCGUGGCAUUGUGGUGUCUCCAAGAGGAGCCAACAAUGCGGCCAAGCAUGCUGAAAGUGACACAGAUGCUUGAUGGAUCCGUUCCAAUCCCCACACCCCCUGAUCCAUCUUCCUUCAUUAGUUCACUCCAAUAGUAGAGUGUGUUUCUAAAUAUAUAAGUUCUGCGGUGUGAAAUAAGAGUAUAUUGGAUGUACUUGACUACAGCAAACGAUAAAUACGAGUGAUGAUUCCUUCAAAUGUAGGUAAACGGAAGUAGGAAGAAAUGUAUGCAUAUGUUACUAGGUUCCAAAAAUAAUUGUAGAUUUCUGUAAUAUUCAUGUACUGUUUAUGUGCGGUACCACAGUGAAGCUAUGAAU